AUUGCCUUGCGACCCCUCAGCCAAUGGCCGGAGCACCUUCCCGCUGCCAGCCAAUAGGAGCGCGGCACUCUCCGCCGCCAGCCAAUAGGCGCGGCGGGCGGGGGAGCAUGGAGUAACGCUCGGAGCGGUGGCGAUGGCCCCGGAACGCCGUGACCGCUCGCUCCCCGCCGGUACCGAGGGUCUUCCCCGGGUUUUCCUGCAGAGCCUGCGGACUCUUUUCGAUAUCCUGGAUGACCGGCGGCGGGGCUACGUGCACCUACGGGAGAUCGAGUCGCGCUGGCGGGGAGCGGAAGCCCAGGAGAUGCCCGCCGGGGUGAUGGAGGGGUUGCGGCAGGCGGCGCCGGCCAGCGGGUACCUCACCUUCGAGAGGUUCGUACUGGGGCUGCGGGCGGCCCUGCCUGAGACUGAGCCGCCGGUGGAGGGUGGCAGCGGCGGACGGCGGAGCGUGGAGAAGCCGCCAAGCCCUCGCUGUUCCGAGGAGCGGCGGGGGAAGAGCGCCGGACAGCGGGAACCGGGGCACGGCCAGCCCCGAGGCCGCAGUGGUGAUGCUAAGUCUGCUGGGCAACCCCAGGGAGACAGUGACCACCCAGGGGCUAGGGACACUCGGAGGCAUCAGAGAGGCCGUGCAGAACACCGGAGACACACCAUCACCAAUGGCGUGGACUUCAGCAUGCUGAAGUACAUGAAGGAGCUGGAACAGGAGAAGGAUUUCCUGUUGCAGGGCCUGGAGCUUAUAGACCAGGCUCGAGAGUGGUACCACCAGCACAUCCAGCUCAUGCAGGAGCACCAGCGGCUCCUGGGGAAGAGGAGAACCAGUGCUGAUUUCCCUGAAGGUGGCCAGAGCCACCUGGGGCGCCUGGUCCCCAAGCUGCAGGAGUUGAACCGCUGCCUGGGUGACCUUCUUUCCACUGCCAGCAAGACAGCAAACCCCUCCUCAGCACUGAGCAGACUGGUCCCUGUGACACCCCUAGCCUCCACAGGCUCCCAGCAAGCCAUCAACAUGCUGAAGGAGCAGAAUCGUCUCCUCACCAAGGAGGUGACUGACAAGAGCGAGCGCAUCACCCAGUUGGAGCAGGAGAAAUCUGCCCUGAUCAAGCAGCUCUUUGAGGCUCGUGCCCACAACAACCAUGAGAUGAGCCAGCUGGAUUCCACCUUCAUCUAGCAUAUGCCUUCCCUGCCCCAUCCCCAAACUUACCUGGGGGUUUCAAGGGACUCUUGCCCCAAACUCAUCACACCUGCUGCUCCAGGUGAUGUGUCUCAAGGUCUGGGGCUGCUGGUGGCAUCUCUGUGUGAGGAAGCCAGGACCCCUCUUGGGGAGCAUCCCUGCCCUGCUGAUGGCUUAUCAGCCAGGCUGCUCUCAAGCUGCUCCUUUCCUGUCUCUAAGUGGGCUGCAGGGAUGCUGUCCUCAGCCCUGUGACCCCCAGCAGGCAGGAGACAAGGCUGCUGUCUGUGCUGCCUGUGUGGGGUGAGCUAUUGUGCCCCUGCUGACUUAAGCUGGAUUUUGGGUGCUCUUGGGAAAAAGUGAUGUAUCUUCAACACUCUAGCCAGCUUCUCUAGACAAGCCUGGCUCUUAGAACGUGCUGGCUCCUGCUUGUCUUGCUGUUGGAAGACAAGAUUGGAAAUCCAAGGAGGCAUGCCUGGCCCCUCUUUGCUGCCCAUGUUCUGCCUGCCAGAGGCACUGUCCUGGCCCUGUAGUGCCCAAACUGGUGGUCCUCAUGGCAACCACUCUGUCGUGUUUGUGGUAGUGAUACCAUAGUUGCUGUUUACAUGUCUGUAGGCUCCUAUAGGGAAUGAGCCAUAGACCCAACCAGAGAUACAUCUCUGAGCUGCUAUUUUGGGCUGUUGACAAGUUGAGACAGACACCUCACUCUUUACUUGGCUUGACCUGGCAAAUACUUCCUGAUGUCUGCCAGGAUUAGAUUAUUUUCAUCAUGAUUGUGAAAGGAGAAGUGAUGUUCCAUAGCCUGAGGAUGCUCACGUCAGCCUGACCUCACAGAGGGUCUUUAGAACUUGGUUUUGUAUUUAACUGAGUGUGAUACAGAGGAGAAGCUGACAGGCUCUUCUCUGUGCACAUCUCCACAUGGAGAAAUGGCAGCUCUGCCUCACGUGUUUGUGGAGGCUGCUGUCAGGAUGACAUUCUGACUGUGAGCUGCACUCCUCUGCAGGUGUCUUGAGGGGUGGUGGUGGUUCAAGACGGGUCCUAUUAGAUGGCACAUCUCAGGACUCCUUCUGCUUCCCACCCAGCUCAGUGAUGGUGCUUGAGCUGAAUGACAUUUGACUGUGGCUUGGUACUUGGUAUCCAUGGUACUUUCACUGGAGAUCCCAUUUAGCACAGCCCGGCCCUCUGUAUCCCCAAGGCUAGGACCUUUCUCUCUGAUGUUGUUUCAUGGUCUGACUCUCCAGGCAUGAUGCUGUGGCACUGAGCUGAGCUGGGCAGUGCUGGUUUUGCCCUGAGCUGACACAUGCAGGCCAAUUCUGUUCUCACUUCUGUUCUCAUCUGUCAGGACUUUCUGUCCCAUGCAGCUGUUUUCUUUGAGACUGAUCCUGAGCUAAAGCUCUCUGCAAGUCAUGAAUCCCUGCUCUGCCCUGUGCCUGCAGCUGGAGUGGGGAUCAGCAGAAUACCAGGGAGAUGGUGGAGGAGGAGCAGCAAGGCCAUGGCUAGUCAUGUCCCCUGUCUGCAGAAGUUGGUUGUUAGUUGUCCCCUAGGCAUCAGUGCCUGCCAUCCUUUUUGUGAUGCCCCCUCUAGUGUCCAGUGCCUGUUUGCCUAAGGUUAAUUAGAGCUGACCCUUUUUAUGAGGGUGACCUGUCUGCAGGGAUAAUAAAGUGGGAUGACUUAUUUAA
Molecule: messenger RNA, 2841 nt
Organism: Motacilla alba alba
Lineage: Eukaryota; Metazoa; Chordata; Aves; Passeriformes; Motacillidae
Gene: SAPCD2
Product: suppressor APC domain containing 2
Exons: 6
Coding region: 134-1162 (342 amino acids)
Source: RefSeq, a predicted model, not a curated record